This is a messenger RNA of Acytostelium subglobosum LB1, 252 nucleotides long. RefSeq lists its product as hypothetical. Gene Ontology annotation, biological process: actin cytoskeleton organization. Bases 1 to 252 code for a protein of 83 amino acids. The transcript is spliced from 2 exons. NCBI's taxonomy places the organism in Eukaryota, Evosea, Eumycetozoa, Acytosteliales, Acytosteliaceae. Gene Ontology annotation, cellular component: cytoplasm. The record is from RefSeq and is a predicted model, not a curated record.
AUGUCAAAGUUUGGAGGGGCACCAAAGUGUCCAAUUUGUACAAAGUCUGUCUAUGCCGCUGAGAAGGCAUUGGGUCCAGGUGGCAACGAUUACCACAAGACUUGUUUGGUCUGUGUAACAUGCAAGAAGUCAUUGGACUCAACCAAUCUGUGCGAGAAUGACUCAAAGCCAUACUGCAAGGCAUGCUAUGGCAAGAACUUUGGUCCAAAGGGCUUUGGUUUCGCUGGAGGUGGUGCCAUCAUGCACACAUAA